AUGGACGUGACUGCAAAUCCAACCAACCUAGGGGAGGAGCUCCUGGCCAACUCCACCUGGGCUGACUCCUACCACCACCAGAACCUCACCCUCACCCCUCCUCUCCUGCCAAACCGGGCCAGCACCCCAGUACCGGCAGCAUGCGAGCAGGUCCACAUCGCUGUGGAGGUUUUUCUUAUCCUGGGCAUCAUCUCGUUGCUGGAGAACAUCUUGGUCAUUACAGCCAUAGCAAAGAACAAGAACCUCCACUCCCCCAUGUACUUCUUCGUCUGCAGUCUGGCGGUGGCCGACAUGCUGGUGAGUGUGUCCAACGCCUGGGAGACCAUCAUCAUUUACCUCCUGAACAACAAGCAGCUGGUGGUGGAGGAACACUUCCUCAGACAGAUGGACAACGUGUUCGACUCCAUGAUCUGCAUCUCCGUAGUCGCAUCUAUGUGCAGCCUGCUGGCCAUCGCUGUGGACAGGUACGUCACCAUCUUCUACGCACUGAGGUACCACAACAUCAUGACGGUGCGGAGAGCCGGCUGGAUCAUCGCAGGGAUCUGGACCUUCUGCACCGGCUGUGGGAUCGUGUUCAUCAUCUACUCUGAGACCACCCCCGUCAUCAUCUGCCUGGUGUCCAUGUUCUUCGCCAUGCUGCUCAUCAUGGCCUCGCUGUACAGCCACAUGUUCAUGCUGGCCCGCUCCCACGUCAAGCGCAUCGCCGCCCUGCCCGGCUACAACUCCAUCCACCAGCGGGCCAGCAUGAAGGGGGCCAUCACCCUCACCAUCCUCCUGGGGAUCUUCAUCGUGUGCUGGGCCCCCUUCUUCCUGCACCUGAUCCUGAUGAUCUCCUGCCCGCGCAACCUCUACUGCGUGUGCUUCAUGUCCCACUUCAACAUGUACCUCAUCCUCAUCAUGUGCAACGCUGUGAUCGACCCGCUGAUCUAUGCCUUCAGGAGCCAGGAGAUGAGGAAGACUUUCAAGGAGAUCAUCUGCUGCUACAGCCUGAGAAACGCCUGCACCAACAUAUGCACCGCAACCGUCAAGUACUGA
Cololabis saira (Pacific saury) is the source of this 1035-nucleotide messenger RNA. It is a transcript of the gene mc5ra, whose product is annotated as melanocortin 5a receptor. The record is from RefSeq and is a predicted model, not a curated record. The coding region runs from base 1 to 1035 and encodes 344 amino acids. The transcript has 4 exons. Gene Ontology annotation, cellular component: membrane. Gene Ontology annotation, biological process: G protein-coupled receptor signaling pathway. Gene Ontology annotation, molecular function: melanocortin receptor activity. Lineage: Eukaryota; Metazoa; Chordata; Actinopteri; Beloniformes; Belonidae.